UAUCUGAAACCCUCUAGAAUCCAAUAAUGUUCCUCAAAUCAUAAAUUCCAAUUACCCAUGAUGGUCAUCGCCUGAAUGGCCUGGCGGCCCGAAUUAUCGCCGGCAUCGCUGCUGAAGCUGGUGUCGUUUCUGAACUGGGGUGCUCUGUAUCUGUGGUGCUGUGCUAAAUGGCCCAAGCAGAGUCCCGAAUGGUGUUCCCGAUUGGUGACGGUACUACACGGCAGCGUCGCAACUGCCGUGGGCAUUUAUCAGUGUGGAGUGCGCUCAAUCACGCCAUGGCGUCUAACCAUGAAAAUAACAAGCUGGCACUACGCACUGAUGGUUUGGUCGUGGGGCUACUUCGCGUUCGACCUGAUCUGGUGCCUGGUGUACUGGACGGAGAACACGCUGAUGCUUUGCCACCACACCAGCGCCCUCUACGCCAUCACCAUCUACAUGCAGAAGCAGUACACUGGCUGCACCUUCGCCUGCACCCUCGCUAUGAUGGAAGUCACGAACCCUUUCCUACAAGCACGAUGGUUUCUCAGAUACGAAGGAUAUGACACAACCAUGCUAUAUUUCCUAGUGGAGGUGACGUAUCUACUGAGUUUCCUCGCGGUGCGAGGAGUUCUCGGCACCUGGGUCAUAUACAGGAUCGUGGAAUCGGAUAUAUUCGACAUGGACGAAAAAAUCAUAUCCGUUAUCUUCUAUUUCGUCUCACUGGCGUUCAUCAGGGACAUUGUGGGCUACAUCGUCUAUAGAUACAGAAGUAGAAUCGAAGCAUUCAGAAAUUAUUUGGAUGAAGUAGGCAUUUUGUUAAAUGAAGGACACUAACUAAAAUUAAAAGGAGCUUUAAUAUUGUAUGUACUAUUUACAAUAAUGUGAAAAUUUUGUAACAUUGCACAAGUUUUUGAUAAAGUUUUGUUUUCUUUCUAACACACAGUUUUAUUUUAUCAAAAAUACAAUUUCAAAAUUGAAUUUAAAACUUAUAACCGAAUUAAAAAUUCUGACAUAGUCAAGGGUUUAACAAAUGGAAAUUACAAUGGAUAAUUGGAUAGGUCACAUAGCUGAUGGCUGAUGGGGCAGUAAGGUUCUGUUCUGGCAGUGUAGCACUCGCACCCAGUAGCUAGACAGACCACCUCAUUAAGGUAGCAGGAAGGGCCUGGAUGCUGGUCACUACCAACAUUAAUAUUUAUAUUAAAAUUUCAUAUCCACUAACUUUAUUUAACUACAAUCACAUUUGCUAUUACCCUGCUUUAGCAAGUCAAAAAAUAUUAAAUAGAUAAAAAAGUAAAAGACUUGGUGCUCUGAUUUUAUAUAUAAUUAAAUACCUAUACAUACCUAUUUAAAUUUCAUAAUUAUGGAAUUUUGGAUAUUGGGAUGAGAAUAAAUUAAUUUAAAUCUUAAUAGAACCAGCAACAUCCAAGUGUCUAGCAGACAGUUCUAGUUUUUAUCUAUUAAAAAACUUUAACUUAAAUAAAACUGAUAUCAGUUUUUCAGAAUGAAGUUAGGUUAAUUGCCUUUCAGGGUGAUAUGUUAGUGGAUAUUGGAAAAGAAAAA
Ostrinia furnacalis (Asian corn borer) is the source of this 1539-nucleotide messenger RNA. Its product is annotated as transmembrane protein 136. Gene Ontology annotation, cellular component: membrane. The record is from RefSeq and is a predicted model, not a curated record. NCBI's taxonomy places the organism in Eukaryota, Metazoa, Arthropoda, Insecta, Lepidoptera, Crambidae. The transcript has 4 exons. Bases 76 to 813 code for a protein of 245 amino acids.